CAAACAAAAUAGCAACCAAACACAGUACAAAUUGAUCAAGGCUCUCUCUGCUCUUGUGUCACCUCCCUUCCUCCAUAAUAAAAGAUCGAACCAAAAAGCUGUGUUUCCUACUCUGUUUCCCCUUCGAAUCAUCUUGUCAUCGUUUGAUCAGAUCUUCAUGAAGAUUUUCCUAUUGAAGUUUGGACAACAACCCUUUGAUGAAAUGCCACCAGUUUAAAUAAGUGAAAUAAAUUGGGUGAACCCGCUUCCAUGGGAGAUCCUACGCAUAAGUCUGUUAGAGAUCAAGGGCAAGGGCAAGGGAAGACUGUUGUUUACAAGGGAAAAACAGUUGCCUCUGAUCAUAAAUCAUUUCCUCGGAGUGCUUGCAAGCUUAUAGUUUAUUCAAGACAUGGUACUGGCCCAGUUGGUCAGGUAGCAAUAUUUUUACUCAAAGUUGCUACGUUAGAGACGGUACGAAGGGUUUCGAGGUCUAAAUGUCCCCAGGUGUGGAAUGGUCUUCAGGCUUUGCAACUCCUUUGCUAUCCACCUUUUAAGUGGAUUCAAAGAUGGGCUCCCUUCAAGGGUUUGGUUAAAGGUGUACAGAUGUUUUCGAGUCCAUUAUUAGUCCUUUCAGUUGCAACUGCUAUAUCCGAUCAAUCAAACUGCAGCGGUGAAAACUCAAAUGGCUCCAAUAAUUCUCAUGAAGCUGAUUCAGAAACAUGUUCUGAGUCACUCUCUGUACUUUCCUCUUUUGAAACAAGGACUUCUGACGUGGCCUCUCAAAGUCUAGCAUCUGAAAUUUGGUUGAUACAACUGUACAGGGAGCUAGAAAAUCAAGGAAUUGCAUUACCAGAAAGAAUUAAUGAGGACGAGCUCCGUAGAUUUUACUCUGCUGCAAAUGGGGACUUUUCGAGCUUUUUAUUGUCAAUAAAGAAGACAAUCCGUUGGAGGGAGACUUACAGAAUUCUUUCACAACAAGAGCUUGAAAACUGGUCAAAUAUGGUCUUCUGGCAUGGUCUUGAUGUGCUGAACCGACCUUGCCUCAUUGUGCGGCUUGGUCUAGCUUGCGCCAACUUUCCAUCUCAUGAGAGAGCUCGCUUCGCUCAAGCCAUUAUAUCUCAGGUAGAGCAUGGAAUCCUGCAUUUAGUUGAUGAAGAUAGUCCUCAGAUUACCGUUCUCGUGGAUUGUGAUGGGCUAUCACCAUUGAAAAUACCUAUGCAAAUGAUGAGAUCCUGCUCUUCACUUCUGCAUGAUAACUUCCCCAACCGCCUUGGUCAAUUGGUUGUUAUACGGCUUCCUCCAGUAGUUCGAGUUAUUGCUCAAACCUUUAUCCAAGUUCUAAAACCUGUCACAAGGAAGAAGCUGAGAAUUGAAGGGAAAAUGUACCACAGGGUUCUCUUGGAGUGCCUUAAGACACUCCCAUCAUGUCUUGGAGGUAAUUGCAGUUGUGAGAUAUGUUCAGACGUUCGCAUUAUGCAGCAGCCACAAUCUACAAAUGAGAUCAACACAGCCAGUCCAUUUUUUAGUGGUGGUGGGGAAGAUCUUCCUUCACCACAUCUGACUACCCAGGCUGAUGUUCAUGUUAAUGAUAACUGGAACCACCUGUUGAGAACUCUUGUAAUUGGCAUUCUUAUGGUGUGGGUUGUUGUAGCUAUCCUUGCGGGAAUAUAUGAUCCCGAAAGCUGUCUCUUUCAGUUUCCUCAAGGAAAAGAGUGAAGCAGACCUUCUGAUUUCUCUUGCUGCUUUCAUAAUUUUCAGGUUAGCUUUUAUCGUAUACACCAUAAAAAUGUCAGGAUAUUGUUUUUUUUUAAAAAAAAAUUGUUGUUUCUGCUUGUUGAAUAUCCGGUAUUCUUGUAUUCAUAGUUGAGAAUGUAUAUUAUUGUUGUCUGUAUUCAUGGUCUUACUAGCAUUGUAUUUUAUCUAUAGCUGAAUGCAAUCUUCCAAGGAAGCAAUUCUCUUUUACUCA
Molecule: messenger RNA, 1945 nt
Organism: Populus nigra (black poplar)
Lineage: Eukaryota; Viridiplantae; Streptophyta; Magnoliopsida; Malpighiales; Salicaceae
Exons: 7
Coding region: 250-1695 (481 amino acids)
Source: RefSeq, a predicted model, not a curated record